ACACUCUUGACGUGUUCUAAACAAAUUACGUAUUAAUCAAUUGAGUGAAUCAUCACACCUGGAGACUGCAGUUGUAGCUACCAUCUACCAGACUUGUACACGGGCUCUAGUGGGUCUCCUGGCCAACCCAAGGUAAUAUAGGACCUCUCUUCUGACAACCUUCCAACUGAUAACGUUCAGGUCUUUCACGCUGCAUCCAGCAGUCUCUCCCUUCCAUGGCAGUCCAAGUGUGUAUUGGUACUAUUUGACCUCGAAGGGGAAUAUGUUAUUAAUGGUUAAUGCCUUUUUCACAUUUGAUUUUUAUUGAUUUAUUAUUGUCACGAUACAGAUAUGCAGUGAAAAAUAUUUGCCUGCUAUCCAGGUCGGUCACCCAUAGGUGAAUACAAUUAAACCAUCCGGGAUAUAGCAAUCCAGCUACAAAGAAAAUGAAGAUCAAAGAAAGAAUUCAAUGGUCACAACAAGGUAGAGAGGGACAAAUCAGUGGGUCAAUACUCAAGAAACGGGACGCUCUUCAUUUUGACGGAAGUCAUAAUUAGAGUGUUCAUCUUUUGUCACUCAAGCGCACCUCCAAGACGUGCUCCAAGACAAGCAAAUGAACUUGAAUAUGAAAAAUAGCAUGUAAUUGGCAAAUAAAUUUUGUUGACAGAAAUCCCUGGAAAAGAACAUUUUAUUUUCUUCUAAAUAGAAUCGUAAAUAUAAACUGAAAUUAAUAUAGCCAAUAAUACACUGAAGCGUUAAAGUUAAACAUUGAAAUAUAGACGCAGUGGGUGUCUUGCACCUCGUUUCUCAAAGACAAUUAUGGCAAAAAUAGGUCAACAAUGGUUAAAUCUACCUCAGGAUAUAUUGUUGGAAGUAUUUCGGUAUCUUUCAUUUGAGGAAAUGGCUAAUGUUCGUGCAACUUGCAAGUAUUUCCAUCAAUUGAUUGACCAUCCUACUCUGUGGCUGAACAAGACGGUUGUCCUAAAACGUUUACAAAGCUGUAACUCCUGUUUUUGGACAACACUCAGAAAAAGGAGAAUAAGAUGUCUGGUGAUUAAGGAAGCAACAUCGAAGCAAUUGCAGAAGAUGGUUAAUUUAAUUCCUAACUUGACAUCUGUUUCUAUGAAUGUGAAAAUGAACACGGAAAGACUGCGUACCCUGAGACCACUGGCAAACUUGCAAAACCUGCAGCUGAGUAACAGUUCAUUAGUGCUAGACCAAGAGUUGCUGAGCGAAGUGGUUACCUUCAAACAAUUGACAACAUUGGUUUUAUGUUCUUCGUUAUUUGGCCGUAGCAGUUCGCUGUGCCUCCUUGCAGAUUUAAAAAAGUUGCAAUCUUUGACACUUCAUAUAAGGCAGAAGAACCCUCCAUUGUUAUCAUUUCAGUAUAUUUUGUUCCGGUUGCCAAAACUGAGAGAACUGUCAUUGAGUUCUGUGGACACUUGGGAGAAUUUAUCACUGUGUUUUACAGCACCAGAAAUUAGGACUUCUAAACAGCCAGAUGGGUUUGAGCCACCCUGCAUUUCACAGCUUCAGUUAGAGAGGCUGACUCUUCUCAAUAGCACAAAUGGUCCACUGUCCAGGAAAGCGCUCAACCAACUUCGGAAUGUCCGUAGCCUUUCUGUGAGUCUUACCAGGCCCUGCGUUUUAUUGAACACCAAUUUUGUGCAUAGCAUGCUGGACAACCUGCCAAAUAUUACUGAAUUAGAACUGUCCUGGAAUGGACCACUUGCUGAAUUUGUGAACGUUUUACCUUUGGAGCUCACAAAAAUUGAUUUGAUAAAUGCAAGACUUUCGAAUGUCGAUGUACAGCUUCUCUCUGAUUCUUCAGGAAAAAGCCUUAAACAUCUAAGCUUGGUCCUCUGCAAUGGUAUUACUGAAACAAUGUUAAAGCAACUGCCCAAGCAGUUUCCUUUCUUGCAGACCCUAGACCUAAGUGGUUAUAGAUUGUUGAAUCAAGAAAAUUUGUUUGGCUUGGUGGAGAUGCCAUUUCUCAAGGAAAUCGUAAUUUCGAACAAUCCACAUCUAACGGGCACAGUGAUGAAGCAAUUUCGGACUUUAACUGACAACAGAGUACACGUGACUCAGAAGAGCAAAAGAAAUUACAAUGGAUGUGAUUGCAUAUUUUAUUCACAGUUAUUGAGUUGAUGAAUGAGAGAAUAUUUUUGGAUGAUGAAGACAUAGCUUGAUUGAGCGCUGAUUAUAAAUGCUGCAUAGAAUAAGCAAGAUGUGACUGGUUUGACAACUUCUGGGUGCAAUUGAGGCAGAGGCCCAACAUUCACAGAAUUUCAAAUGGGGAAAAUGCCAAUUGAAUCAGAAGCGUAGAGUUCUCUAAUAUUUGAAUUAUUAUAAAACUUAUCUGUUAUCUGGUAUUCUAAAUUAGGUGCACACUUACAUUUUAUGUGCUUAAAAAAAAAUAUCUCUUUCUGAUAUAAAGCCUCAAGCGUAUUUUAGGAUCAUUUGUUUCUCAUAAGAAAUGCAAGUUUCAGAUUUUUACAAUGAUUUUCAUGUUUAUGAUUGCUCCUAUAGAAAAGGUGUCAUAGUCAUAGAGUGUGGAAACGGGCCCUUCAGCCCAACUCGCCCACACCGGCCAACAAUGUCCCAGUUACACUAAUCCCACGCCU
Molecule: messenger RNA, 2603 nt
Organism: Amblyraja radiata (thorny skate)
Lineage: Eukaryota; Metazoa; Chordata; Chondrichthyes; Rajiformes; Rajidae
Exons: 6
Coding region: 799-2127 (442 amino acids)
Molecular function (GO): protein binding
Source: RefSeq, a predicted model, not a curated record